AUGCUAGGUGUAGGAUUUAUCGUCCCGUUCUUGGUAUUUGCAGGAUUCCUACUGCUCCUGCUUGUGUCUCUUUCUAUCCCAAUUAUCAAGACAAUCUCGAUUUUGAAUAUUGCAACCAACCUCCAAGCAGGUUCUAUAACCACCGGCAUCUCAGGGGGUGUCAGAUUUGGACUGUGGGGAUACUGCGUGUCUGAGAUCACGGCCUCUGUCUUCGGGUUUGACCAAACGCGUGCCGGGUACUGUUCUCGGUCACGAUUAGGUUAUGACAUUGAUAGCCAACUCCUUCAGCUGCUUGGACUCGAUGACCUCAACGAUAUCGUUUCACGUGGUCUGACGUUUGUUCUAGUCCUACAUCCCAUCGCAUGCGGACUCGCGUUUUUGGCACUCCUUUUUGCUUUGAUGCUCCUAUGCCGGCCGGCACGCCUUGCAUCUGCCAUGGCAUUGGUUUUCUCCGUCCUUGCUGCAAUCGUCACCACAGUUGCGUUUGCUAUCGAUGUGGCACUUACUACGAUCGCAAGGAACAAAGUGAGAGACGCGACUGACGGGAACUUUGUCGUUACGUAUGGAGCAAUUCCAUGGAUGACACUAGGCGCGAUGGUUGCAUUGUGGGCUGCUACGGUCGGAGCUUGCUGCGGCAUCUUUGUGGGAGGGAGACGCCGCCGCGAAGCGGAGAAGUACUAA
Messenger RNA from Rhizoctonia solani, 681 nucleotides. Its product is annotated as SUR7/Pali family protein. Bases 1 to 681 code for a protein of 226 amino acids. The record is from RefSeq and is a predicted model, not a curated record. The transcript is spliced from 6 exons. Gene Ontology annotation, cellular component: plasma membrane; growing cell tip; cell division site. NCBI's taxonomy places the organism in Eukaryota, Fungi, Basidiomycota, Agaricomycetes, Cantharellales, Ceratobasidiaceae.